AAUUGUUUUCAGUUGAAGCUUUUGGUGCACCAACCGAACCCCAAAUUUUUAAAUCUAUCCUUUUCACUUGUAUUGAAGUUUGGACAAUCACCUGCCACACAGGUCAUCCUCAAUAAUAUAACGAGCAGCAAUUAUUUAAUAUCUACCUCCAUAUAUAUAUAUAUGGCCCUCAAGAUUUUCAGUGGCUCCAGAUACAUGAAAAAGCCUGCAAAGAUGAAGGAAGAUCAUCAUCACGUCUAUCACAGAAGGCGGCCGACAUGCACAGUGACGGCAAUAUUGACUGCAAUUGCAUACACACUGGGCGUCAUAACGUCGCCUCUAGUACAAUCUCACGACGCCACCGCCAAACCGGCUGGGCCGGUAACCAGUCCAGUAACGUCAUUGAUGGUAGUUCAACAGCAGCAGAACCAGAAUUCACGGCAACAGACGGGAGAUUUGACGCGAUUUGACGCCCACUGCGCAGAGCCUGUGGCGUCAAAGGAGGUCCGAAAGACAAUAAUUGACGGUCUCUUCAACGGGACCUCGCCAUUUGACGGCUUUCCUCCUGAGCAUGUUAAACCCUUUCUGCGCACCAAGCGCGUCAAAGGCUGGGGUUCCACGGGGACUGUGUUUCAGCGGCUAAUUAAUGAAGUUAAGCCCCGAAUUGUGGUCGAAUUGGGGACUUUUCUCGGCGCCUCUGCGCUCCAUAUGGCCACCGUUGCGCGUGACCAGGGGCUAAAGACGCAAAUUCUGUGUAUUGAUGAUUUUAGGGGCUGGCCGGGGUUCCGUCAAAAAUUCAAGGACGUUGGCCUCGUCAAUGGCGAUGUGACGCUGCUUUACCAGUUUAUGCAGAAUGUUGUGUACAUGAAUUUGACGGCUGCCAUUUUGCCGCUGCCUUUUUCGACAGUUUCCAUGGUGAGAAAGCUCUGUGAAUUUGGGGUGUAUGCGGAUCUCAUUGAAGUUGACGCCGCUCAUGAUUUUCUGUCGGCCUGGGCGGACAUUAAUACGGCUUAUGCUGUGUUAAGGCAUGGCGGCGUCAUGUUCGGACAUGAUUAUCAUACUAAAUUGGACAAUUCUGGCGUCAGAAGGGCCGUUAAUUUGUUCGCAAAGGUUAAAGGUUUGACGGUGGAGUGUGACGGCGAGCACUGGAUUCUUCGUCCACGGGGAAAUAGUCUGUAGAAAUGACGGAGAAUUUAUUUAAAGGCAUUUGUAAGUUUUUCUCCAAAGGAGAUUCUUCUUCGUUUUUUUUUGGAUUUUCAGUAUGGGAUUUUUUUUGUGUGGCCGACAGACCCCCGCCGUGUCAAAUAAUAACGGGUUCCAUUUUAUUUUA
Molecule: messenger RNA, 1309 nt
Organism: Cryptomeria japonica (Japanese cedar)
Lineage: Eukaryota; Viridiplantae; Streptophyta; Pinopsida; Cupressales; Cupressaceae
Exons: 1
Coding region: 163-1158 (331 amino acids)
Source: RefSeq, a predicted model, not a curated record